This is a messenger RNA of Theileria parva strain Muguga, 979 nucleotides long. RefSeq lists its product as uncharacterized. The record is from RefSeq and is a predicted model, not a curated record. NCBI's taxonomy places the organism in Eukaryota, Apicomplexa, Aconoidasida, Piroplasmida, Theileriidae. The transcript has a single exon. Bases 91 to 939 code for a protein of 282 amino acids.
CAAAGUUGCUUUUGAUCUGCACCUGAAUGCAAAUGUGUACUUUCGGAUCAUUUUUAUUGUAUCAUCAGUGGAUGAUAAGUAUGGUACAGGAUGGAAGUUCUUAAUAAAAUUUGUUGUAACUGUUGUGGUAAAAAGAAGGAAGAUAGUGAAGAAACAGAAGAGGAAAUCACGGAAUCCGUUUUAAUGAUAGAGGAUCCAUUUGUAGGGGCUAAGUUAGUCAAAAAGGAGACUGAAAAAAAGGAACUUCCAGAACCCAUUGAGGAGGAAAAGAGGGUUUUACAAACUAGAAAGCAUUUAAAGACUAAAAAGAAGCAAAUUGAGAGAAUUAGCAUAGGAGGAGCUGUUGCCGCCCUUCCACCGCCUCCAAUUGAAGAAAUUGAAGGGGAAAUACCGAAAGCAAAUGAUUCAUACAACAAUUUAAAGCUUGGAAAUGGAGUAUAUUUGGGGUACUCUCUUGAAAAUAACGGGUCUCUCUACCUCAAAUACACAACUGAAAAGCCCGACUGCAUGGAUGGAGUUUUGGCUUAUAUAAGGCCUGACCGAGAAAUUUUAAAGUACCACUAUGAAAAUAAUGACGGGAAACAAUUAAUUUCAACCAAUGUCAGAGAGUACAUGAAGAGUAAGUUCCAACAUGAUCGCAAAAAAUAUUUUGACGCCUGGCAAGAAUUCUUCCAAGUGCUUAAUUCCUACGGAGGAAAUCUUUAUAUUCUCUCCGCUUUCGAACUCAGUCCACCACCCAGGACUAAAAUAGUUUUAUUUAGCAACAACAAUUUAACUGAAAUUAAAAGUUGUGAGGAGGUUUGCAUAAAGGAAAACGAUCUUUUGGGUGUUUUCCCCUUCUCCCUAGAUUACGAGACCAAAUUAAAUGACAAAUUAACCCGUAAAGAUUUUAUCGAUUUGUGUGAGAAAUAUGGCUUUGUUUUCCAACUGAUCAAGUAACCCAUCACACAUUUCCCACACUUACUUUUUAUAAUCACAA